AUGCCCGAGGGUCCCGCGGACGACCUGAACAAGUGGUCGCGCAAGAUCACGCAGCCGAAGUCGCAGGGCGCGUCGCAGGCGCGUCGACAGUUAGCGCGCCCUCCCGCGAUGCUCUACGCGACCGGGAUGGAACCCGAGGACAUGAACAAACCCCAGGUUGGGAUCUCGUCCGUGUGGUGGGAGGGGAACCCGUGCAACAAGCACCUCAUGGACCUCGCGGCGCGCGUCAAAGAGGGCGUCGCCGCGGAGGACAUGGUCGGAUUCAGAUUCAACACCAUCGGCGUCUCAGACGGCAUCUCCAUGGGCACGCCCGGCAUGAGCUUCUCUCUGCAAUCCCGCGACAUCAUCGCGGACAGCAUCGAGACCGUCAUGGGCGGGCAGUGGUACGACGCGAACGUCUCCCUCCCGGGCUGCGACAAGAACAUGCCCGGGUGCAUCAUCGCGAUGGGGCGUCUCAAUCGCCCGGGUCUCAUGGUCUACGGCGGAACGAUCAAGCCCGGGUACUCCUCGAGCGGCGAGCCGCUGGACAUCGUCUCCGCGUUCCAAUCAUACGGGCAGUUCGUCACCGGCGCGAUCGAAGAGGAGGAGCGCGCGGACAUCGUGCGGAACUCGUGCCCGGGCGCGGGCGCGUGCGGCGGCAUGUACACCGCCAACACGAUGGCGUCCGCGAUCGAGGCGCUGGGCAUGUCGCUUCCGUACUCGUCGUCCAUCCCCGCGGAGGAUCCGCUGAAGAUGGACGAGUGCUUCAUGGCGGGCAAGGCGAUCAAGCACAUGCUCGAGAUCGAUCUGAAACCGCGGGAUAUCAUGACCAGGGCGGCGUUUGAGAAUGCCAUGACGGUCGUCAUCGCGCUCGGCGGGUCCACCAACGCGGUGUUGCACCUCAUCGCGAUGGCGCACUCGGUCGGGAUCGAGCUCACGCUGGACGAUUUCCAGGCGGUGUCGGAUAAGACGCCGUUCAUCGCGGAUUUGAAACCGUCGGGGAAGUACGUCAUGGAGGACGUGCACAAGAUCGGCGGCACCCCCGGCGUGCUCAAGUACCUCAUGAAAGAAGGCUUCAUCGACGGCAGCUGCAUGACGUGCACGGGGAAGACGCUCGCGGAGAAUCUCGAAUCGUGCCCGGACCUCAGCGAAGGCCAGCAAGUCAUCAUGCCGAUCGAUAAACCGAUCAAAGAAACGGGCCACCUCCAGACGUUAUACGGUAACAUCGCCCCCGACGGCUCCGUGGCGAAGAUCACCGGCAAAGAAGGCCUCUACUUCAAAGGCUUCGCGAAGGUGUACGACUCCGAAGAAGAGAUGCUCGACGCGCUCGCCGAGGACGCGGACUCGUUCAAAGGCUCCGUGAUCGUGAUUCGAUACGAAGGCCCGAAAGGCGGACCCGGGAUGCCCGAGAUGUUGACCCCGACGUCCGCGAUCAUGGGCGCCGGCCUCGGGCAAGACUGCGCGCUCAUCACCGACGGCCGCUUCAGCGGCGGCUCUCACGGGUUCGUCAUCGGCCACGUCUGCCCGGAGGCGCAAACCGGCGGCCCGAUCGGCUUGAUCGAGGACGGCGACAUCAUCGAGAUCGACGCGGAGAAGCGGACGAUGAACGCGCUCGACAUCGACGACGCGGAGUGGGAGGCGCGGAAGAAGAAGUGGACGGGAAAGCCGCUCGAGGCGACGAGAGGGACGCUGUACAAGUACAUCAAGUGCGUCGGCACCGCGUCGCAGGGGUGCAUCACGGAUCUGUGA
This is a messenger RNA of Micromonas pusilla CCMP1545, 1728 nucleotides long. RefSeq lists its product as uncharacterized. Gene Ontology annotation, biological process: branched-chain amino acid biosynthetic process. Bases 1 to 1728 code for a protein of 575 amino acids. The record is from RefSeq and is a predicted model, not a curated record. The transcript has 5 exons. Gene Ontology annotation, cellular component: chloroplast stroma. Lineage: Eukaryota; Viridiplantae; Chlorophyta; Mamiellophyceae; Mamiellales; Mamiellaceae. Gene Ontology annotation, molecular function: dihydroxy-acid dehydratase activity.